This is a messenger RNA of Diutina rugosa, 936 nucleotides long. It is a transcript of the gene CHS7, whose product is annotated as Chs7p. Gene Ontology annotation, biological process: protein folding. NCBI's taxonomy places the organism in Eukaryota, Fungi, Ascomycota, Pichiomycetes, Serinales, Debaryomycetaceae. Bases 1 to 936 code for a protein of 311 amino acids. The transcript has a single exon. The record is from RefSeq and is a predicted model, not a curated record. Gene Ontology annotation, cellular component: endoplasmic reticulum membrane.
AUGGGGUUCGGCAACUUUACCUCCAUCUGUGAAAAGAGCAGUAUACCCCUCUGUACGGUGAUCGGGUCCGUCCCCGGCGCCACCGUGUUCGACACCGGGGUGAUCGCCCACUGCUAUGCUCGACCGGUCGAGCUAGCCAACACGAUGAUCUUUCAAGUCGGCAACGCCUUUGUCCACUUUGGCGGGUUGCUCAUUCUCAUCAUCAUCUUAUGGAAUGUCAAUAAGAAGUACACCGCCAUCGGGCGGAAAGAAAUGCUCUAUUUCUUCUACUUGGCGUUUGCGUUGACAGUAGCCCUGCUUGUCGUUGAUUGCGGGGUGCUGCCGCCAAGUCUGGGGCUGUACCCAUAUUUCGUCGCUCUCCAGCUAGGCAUCGCCCUGGCAACCUGCGUGCUGCUUUUAUAUAACGGGAUCAUCUGUUUCCAGUUCUGGGAAGACGGAACCCGCAAGUCGAUGAUGUCGUUGUACAUCAUCCUGUUUUUGUGGUUCGCCCUCAAUUUCAUCAUCGCCAUCAUCACGUUUAAGCUGUGGGGCACCUCGUUAAAUUACGACAACACCACCGGACUUAUGGUGGUGUCGUUCGUGCUCAACGCCAUCAUCAUCGCCGCCUACCUUGUCUCACAAGUGAUCCUUGUGUUCUUCGCCCUUCGCAAUUACUGGUUGCUUGGGGCGAUUCUGUUAGGGGUGUUCUUCUUUGUUGCCGGCCAGGUGAUGGUGUACGGGGUCUCCCAACAGAUCUGCAACGGGGCCAAGCAUUAUAUUGAUGGUUUAUUCUUCGGCACCUUGUGUAACGUGUUCACGAUCAUGAUGAUCUACAAGUACUGGGACAUGAUCACGCUGGACGACCUCGAGUUCUCGGUGGCCAACGUCGAACAGGGCAUCAAUGCGUUUGGGAUGGACGACGAAAAGCGGGCCUCUCUGAUCUUUCUCACCCACUAA